Messenger RNA from Owenia fusiformis, 518 nucleotides. The record is from the annotation of a GenBank genome assembly. Lineage: Eukaryota; Metazoa; Annelida; Polychaeta; Sabellida; Oweniidae.
CAUUGGAUGACACUAUUGUGCAAUUGAUAGUAAGCUAUUGUACAUUGGAUGACACUAUUGUGCAAUUGAUAGAACGCUAUUGUACAUUGGAUGACACUAUUUUGCAAUUGAUAGUAAGCUAUUGUACAUUGGAUGACACUAUUGUGCAAUUGAUAGUAAGCUAUUGUACACUGGAUGACACUAUUGUGCAAUUGAUAGUAAGCUAUUGUACAUUGGAUGACACUAUUGUGCAAUUGAUAGUAAGCUAUUGCACAUUGGAUGACACUAUUGUGCAAUUGAUAGUAAGCUAUUGUACAUUGGAUGACACUAUUGUGCAAUUUAUAGUAAGCUAUUGUACACUGGAUGACACUAUUGUGCAAUUGAUAGUAAGCUAUUGUACAUUGGAUGACACUAUUGUGCAAUUGAUAGUAAGCUAUUGUACAUUGGAUGACACUAUUGUGCAAUUGAUAGUAAGCUAUUGUACAUUGGAUGACACUAUUUUGCAAUUGAUAGUACGCUAUUGUACAUUGGAUGACACU